AUGACUGGAAUACUAAGCAGCAGCUCGCCCACACAGUUCCACACCAUUUGCUCCACGGGGGAUCAGGCAUACGAUUAUGGCUGUGACCCUGCACCACCUGCGACACUGUCAUUAGUGCCACCACGGAUGGACAGGAGAGAGGACGAAGCAGAGGAGAGGAGGGAGAGAGAGGACAAGGCUGAGGAGAGGAGGGAGCCAGCAGAGAUCCUGACCGAUGGAGACCGAGGUCCUGCCCGGGCCGCACUCGCCAGACCUACAGUGAGAUUUGCGGAUACGUGCGAGAGACAAACAGGCGUCCGCAGCUCUAUUUCAACACCGUCUUUGACCUCCAAAUACAGAAGAGUGACUGCUGAACAUACAGCACCAUCAGGCCUGUUCAAAGACCGCAACAGACAUCCUCUAGUCCACAGCAGGCUGCAGCAAAUGGACCCAUCCACAACCGAGUCCUGUCUAGUAAAUCACAGCAAAGAACAGAGGCAGGUUCGGAGUCGAGUCACAUUUCAGUCUGAUGAAUGUGAAGAGACAUCUGCCUCGGACAGGCAUCGUUUGCAGCCACUCCUCGGGUAUGACUGGAUAGCAGGAGUCCUGGAUGGCGAGGACUCCUUGAUAGAGCGCUCUGACGAGUUCUUCAAUGACCUGCACACGUUUCGAUCGCUCAAUAGAGACCAGUGUGUCCACAGCCCACAAGCGGAAUUUCCUAAGGAGAACCAUUCAGCCGUGCCGCUACUCACUGACAGGAGCGGUCCAGAGGCUAACACGGAUACUCAUCAAUGUACGUUUUCUUACAGGAUUAACAGCAGACUGUUUCCUGUCCCACUUCACUCUCAGGAGUGCUGCCCCGUGUGCAAAGAGCACAAAUCCUCCAAGCCCCACACUACUGCUGAACCGGCUCUCAUCAGGGUCAGCAUCCCUCGCUCCACCCUCCUGCCACCCUACAAGUACAAAGCUCAUCGGCGAUGCAGCUUUGACCCUUCUGAUAGUUUGGGGUUACCAUCGCACUGUGUCUCAGGCUGGUCGAACACGGGCCAGAGCACGCUGCCGCCGCCCAGCAGCCUCGACCUGCGGACCAGUCUGAAUAUAAAGAGCUCCACCGGGUCACAGAACGAGGAACUGGAGGACUUCUGUGCAGCCAAAGUGUCCGGUAAGAUCUCCGACCAGAUCUCAGAUGUGUCCCGGUUGGUUCGUCACAACUUCCAACACUUCUCUUCCAAACGAAAACUAGGAAGCAUGUUUCACCCUUUGCACUGACGAGCAAUCAAAGGUCUAUUUUGAGGUGAUAGUCGUGGUUCCUGAGACAUUUGACGCCACCCACAAUUAUUUCCUUUUCUGUGCUCAUGUUUUCAGUCUCUGUGUUGUAUUUAGUUUGACAAUGUUUUAUUUCAGUAAUAUUUUCUUUAAUUUCUCUGUUAAAUUUUUCUGUUAAAAUUAGAUUUUCUCCAUGAAAGAAACAAACAGUGAUCUCAAAAGAUAAUGCUUUGACAUUUGUGCCUAAUCUUAAAUAGAUUCAUUUGAAAUUUAAUGAGUUAUAGAAUGAAAUGCCGCAUGUGAUUAAUUAACAGGCAGCUUAAUUACAUGGGAAUAAUUGAGUACACGACAGAGCAGCCUAUUUCAUGCUUGCAGAAGUUUGCAUUUUAUUUGUCCUGAUCUGAACAAAUAAUACAAAGUUUGGACAGAUUUAGACUUCACAUGUGACUGUCGGCAGCCUCGUGGACAUAAAGCAAGAGCUCAUAGUGUUAUGCCACAAUGGAGACGGUUUUAGAAUCAACUUUGCUUUGUAAAUUUCACAACAUUGAGGAAGUCAUUUUGAAUCCUCUCUGUUGCCCUUUACAGCUGUGUGCUUUGGCUCCCAGGUUUAUGCAUACUUCUGUUUUUAACUUCCUUUGACUCAUCCUGACUGUGGGACAGAAAACACUGAGGCUGAUGUACAAACUGUACAAUGCAAUUCACAGGAAACCACAACCAUCUACACUUAAUGUCAAACACUUAAGCAAUGCCAGCGUUGACACUUCAGUGUUUCCAGUUUGAGUCUUGCAGGCUAACAUAUUUUAAAAAGUUAGACGGUAUAAAAAAAUGUUCGAGGGCACAAGGAGAUGUAAUUUUAUUGUUAUUUGUUUUGUUGUGAAGUUCAACAGGAAUAUAGUCGUAUCUAUUUGUUUUGAGUUCCUGGUCAGUGUUGUAGCUGCAAUACUUUGAUGUUGUAGCACAAACGGCUUGCUCAGAGCCGUGUGCUGUGUUCUGGCAGGCAGAUCGUCAUCUUAGAACAGAGUCGGCAUCAUGACAUGAGAGCGAAGCUUUCUGUGAGAUGAGGCUUUGUGAUACUACAUUUGAAUUUUUACCACAGACAGUUGUGAAGGAAAAUGUUGCUUCUGAAACUCAUUAUGUCAUCAUCAUCAUAUCUUCAAAUACCCAUGUGGUAUGCAUAUUCUUAUGCUCUGCUCAUUUUCAUUGGUCAGCUAUUAAAAGUUGCAGCUUUUACCGUGAAACUACAACAUCCUAGUGAGAGAUCAAUAAACUAUUAUCCAACACUGAAGACUCAGCAGUGAUCAGAUGAUAAAAUGGGGCUUACGUGGUAAUUAUCAAAGGGAGAUCAUCCAGGUGAUUUACUGCACUGGUAAAUACUCGAGUCUGCAGAUAAUGGCCA
Molecule: messenger RNA, 2641 nt
Organism: Anarrhichthys ocellatus (wolf-eel)
Lineage: Eukaryota; Metazoa; Chordata; Actinopteri; Perciformes; Anarhichadidae
Gene: miip
Product: migration and invasion inhibitory protein
Exons: 10
Coding region: 1-1248 (415 amino acids)
Biological process (GO): negative regulation of G2/M transition of mitotic cell cycle; negative regulation of cell migration
Source: RefSeq, a predicted model, not a curated record